Glarea lozoyensis ATCC 20868 is the source of this 1836-nucleotide messenger RNA. RefSeq names its product FAD-binding protein. Gene Ontology annotation, molecular function: oxidoreductase activity; FAD binding. The transcript has 3 exons. Lineage: Eukaryota; Fungi; Ascomycota; Leotiomycetes; Helotiales; Helotiaceae. Bases 1 to 1836 code for a protein of 611 amino acids. The record is from RefSeq and is a predicted model, not a curated record.
AUGCGUAAUCAUUACCUGUAUCCUGUAAUCGCCGCUGGAAUCAUAUACUUAUACGUUUCUGCAAAGUGGACGGGGAAACCAUUUUGUCGUUGUAGACCAAAUCAAUCAUGUUGGCCUAGCAUUGAUGAAUGGAAGUCACUGAAUGGAUCGAUCAACGGCAAUCUCGUUAGAGUAAAGCCAAUUGGAGCAGCUUGCCGCGAACCGGAUUUCAAUCACGACGCAUGUAUCGAAACGCUGCUUCUAUCCCGCAACAGUGGCUGGAGAGCUUCAAAUCCAGGCGCUUUACAAGACUGGGUAUGGGAAAGUGAAAACUUUCAGAACCAUAAUUGCAGCUUAGACGUAAAUUCAGGACGCAGAUCUUGUAAUCAAGGGCGAGUUCCAAUAUAUUCUGCUGUCGUUCAAUCUCCUCAGCACGUUCGCAAAGCAGUCAAAUUCGCUAAAAAACACAAUUUGCGGUUAGCAAUCAAAAGCACUGGACAUGAUACUUCUGGAAGGUCCAGCUCGCCAGACUCUUUCCAGAUCACUACUCAUCUUCUCAAAGAGAUCCAUGUCCAUCGGGACUUUUUAGCUACGGGCGCUUCGAGAACUUCGGGGCCCGCAGUGUCUGUCGGUGCUGGUGUGUUGCAAUCUGAGCUCUAUAGGAAAGGCUCACAAGAAGGAUUUACAAUAGUUGGGGGCGAGUGUCCGACAGUAGCAGCUGUUGGUGGGUUUCUUCAAGGUGGUGGUGUUUCAAGUCUUCAUAGUCACACAAGAGGAUUGGCUAUUGAUAACGUACUGGAAUACCAAGUUGUCACUGCGGAAGGAAAGCAACUCAUCGCUAACGAAUACCAGAACAAAGAUGUUUUCUGGGCUCUCAGAGGCGGUGGUGGUGGUACAUUCGGCAUAGUCACCCAGGCUACACUACAGGUGUUUCCUGAUGAUCCCACCGUUAUAAGUACUUUAUCGAUCUCUGUCCAAAGUCUAGGAAAUGUCUCACUCGUGGAGACAAACAUCCUUGGUCUUUUGAAAAUCUUGCAAAGAUUUAAUAAGGAAGAUAUUCCAGGUCAAUUUAUUCAACGAAGGCCUUCUUCCACGAUUUUAGAGGCGACUCUAACUUUAUAUUUCUUCAACAUGACCAAAACAGAUAUCGUUGAGAGACGUAUAAAAGGUCAUUGGCAAACAGUCUUUGAAAACGACCAAACCGAAGCUACACUUUCCGUGAGGUUUCAGCCCAAAAUUAGCUCCGAGCUUCGAAUGGUUCCUGAUAUUUAUCCCGAAAAUUAUGGGAUCCUCUCGGGUUCGAGUCUUAUCUCUAGCCAGCUGUUUGAGUCAGUUCAAGGUCCACAAAUUAUUGCCAGAGCCUUUUCAGAACUACUCAUGGCCCCGGAUGACAUCCUUUUUACCAGUAAUCUUGCAGGCCUUGUAAAAGCGAGUAAUGGCUUUUUGAAUACUGCAAUACACCCUGCUUGGCGAUCAGCUGACCACCUUAUCAAUUUUGUCCGUGCCGUUGAGGCGAAUACGCUGGGGAAGAAGUCAGCGUUUGAAGAACUUAGCAACGUUCAAAUGCCUAUCUUAUACUCGAUCGAAGAUCCCAAAUCCAGGGUGUCAUAUCGUAACUUGGGCGAUCCUAACGAAAAGAAUUUUCAAGAAGUAUACUGGGGAAAGAAUAAUUAUGAAAGAUUGUUAAAUAUCAAAUCUCAAAUAGACCCAGAGGACCUGUUCAUGACAAGAUUGGGAGUUGGUAGCGAGGGUUGGGAUACAGAUGGAAUGUGCAGAGGAAAAGGUCUUUCACAAGCUUCUUGGGGUCCCAAGUGGUCUGGAAUUUUCCGUGUGCUUCAACACCCUAUACGGGAUUAG